UCUCGAUUCAAUUCCUCGAUUUCCUUUUUUUAACAAUCCAAGUUUCAACGCAUUGGUUUCUCGCGUUUGGAGCAUCACGAAAAUCAUAGCCACAUAAGUGCAUCCGAGACCCCCAGCGUUAUUGACAAAUCGACUGGCUCAAUUCAGCUCUUUAAAUCUCUCCAUACACCUAGAUACUCCAAUAGCUUCGCUGUCAACUGGUGUCAGACCUUCACUACAUCCCGACUUCAAGAAACUUUGCCUCGUGGCGAAAAGCUUUUAUUGAGAUUCAGGGUCCUUCGCUCACUUAUUAUUCUCAACUAGCCAUCCUGGUCUAAACACUCGCGAUAACGACUUAAUUCAUAAAGCGAAUAUCAAACUUCAUACACAUACACACGACUCUCCUUAAAAAAACCCAACACACGAAACGCCGCAAAGAAACACGGUCGUCUUUUCCUUUUUAUUUUUUCGAGUACUGGUACUUAUUCGCUGAAAUCGACUUUUUGGCUUGUCAAUUGGUAAUUCUCUCCCGAGACCAAGGUUCAGCCGAUUUUGGUAUGCAACCUUUUCUAUCCCAGUCAAGCUUCAUGAUAUGAUAUGAUAUGACAUGACAUUCCACACUCGCCCACUCCUCAUUCCUCAUUCCUCGCCGUUGACCAAAACAAAAGUUUAUCCUUAUCCAAAGUGUUCUUGCUAAUCUUCACCAUCAUUAUCAGAUUGUGUUUACAGUGCGACGAAUACAAAGGUCGAUUCGAACAGGAAGCAUUGAGAAAAACAACAUCAAAACAAUACAUAACAAUUGAUACUCAAACACGAUCAGGUAGAUUAUCAAUCUGUUGGAUUAUAUCGAAGCCAAGGACCAAGGAAUCUGAAGAUCGCCUUGCAUUACUCGACAUAGUCACAACCCGAAAAUCUACCCCAACCUUUCCAACUAGGAAAACACCCAUGAGAUCUUCCAGAGGUGGCUCAUCAUGGUGAACUCGAAUGAGUCUGAGCAUUCGAAGCGCACGAGUGCACAGGUAGCUCCUCUUACAAUACAAAAGGGUCGAACGCGUGGGAAUAGCAACGCAUCUUCCAAAAAACACAAAAGGAAUACUUCAUCCAAAGGUGGUAGCCAAACAACUUCUACCGGAAAUCAAUCACAAAUUACACCUCCUGCCACUCCCAAUGGUUCUCAAGAGAACUUGAAUCAAAUGGAACCUCCUCCACCUGUGUUUCACAGCUUCCUAAGGGCCUUUUACCCUUUCCACCCUGCAUACGCUAUAUCGGAUUCGACAGUCACGCUUCCAUUGAAUGAAGGGGAUGUGGUUUUAGUACAUUCGAUACAUACCAACGGUUGGGCAGAUGGCACAUUACUUGUUUCCGGCGCGCGUGGUUGGUUGCCCACGAACUAUUGCGAGGCCUACGACCCAGAUUCCAUGAGGAAUUUACUAAAGGCAUUACUAAACUUUUGGGAUCUUUUACGGAGUGGUUUAACUAGUGAUAGUGAAAUAUUUGGAAAUCAACAAUUUAUGCGAGGGAUUAUUGCUGGUGUUAGAUAUCUACUGGUGGGUAUUUUUUCGGCAUUGUGAAUGAUAAAUCCUUGCUGAUACGGGAAUAGGAAAAAUCGAACUGCCUAACUCGUGAAUCACCAAUUGUACAGAGCAAUGAUAAUCUUCGAAAGAAUAGAAAGGCCCUUUUGUCCGACCUCUCAGCGCUGGUCAAAACAGCCAAGCAACUACAGGACUUUGCUACUUCUCCUCCAGCGAAAACCGACGCGGAGAGCGUCAACGACAUCAUCGAUGAGAUGAUUUUGAAGGCUUUCAAAAUUGUUGUGAGGGGUAUAAAAUUCUUGGACAACUUGGAAGAGGACGCCAAACUUCGACAGCCCCUCCAUAAAGUCAUGGCAACCGUUGCUGAGGAAUCAUAUGUUCCACCCACGCCACCAGCGGACUCGACGUCAUUUAGCGGGGCACCGCAUACAGACCCUGCAGACGACACGGCAUCCCACAGAAGCUCUAUCCGAAGUUCGGCAAGCGGCGCUUCUAGUUCCCUGCCAUCGGAAGAGCAGAAACAACAGUCGCACAAACGGAUAUCGACCGCGUACCCAGCUGUAACCUCGCGUCCAUUAUCUAUUUCUUCAACACAGGCUAAAAGGGCUUCCGUAUCUCACCGUGUUUCACUUAUAGCCUCCGUACCCACUGAACAACGUCAAAAUCUUGUUUCUGAGAGAUUAAACUGUGGUCAUGAUACCUUUCUCUCAUAUUUGGGAUCGUUCAUCGGACGGCUUCAUCUACAAAGCCAGUCUUCGCUAGAUUUACUCUCAUCAGUGAGGCAGUCAGUAACCGCCGGUCAAGGUUUAUUGAUUGUAGUCGAAGCAGUAUGUGCUCACGACAGCCAAAGCGCCGACUUGUUGAACAAUGCUCGGGACGCAAUGUAUGACAAGAUCAGUAAAUUAGCGUUGGCAGCUCGGGAUAUAGUUAGUUCAUCAGGUGUUGAUGAAGACGAUGUUGUAAUGGCUCAACAAAAUGGAGGAUUACUAAUGGCGGCCACAGGAUGUGUCAAAGCUGCCGGAGAGGUUGUAGCAAAGACCAAAUUUGUGAUCGAGCGGAUUGGGGACUUCGAAUUUGAGCAAGCGGAAGGCCUUGGAAUUAAAGUUGCCUCGAUAGAUGUCGUACCUGAACAUACGAUACAAGAAGAUGAAGUUGUUGAAGACACCCCAGAACAACCUUCAUCGCGCCCCCCUCCACCACCGUUAGUAAUUCCAAAUGUUUACGAGAAGCCAUUACCAGAAGUGCCCCUCGAUUCUCCGCCAGCAACAGAAAUCAAACGAAUGUCCAAUCGACUUUCGAAUACUUCUAUUCUACCUCCGCUGCCCAAAAUGGGUGCUCCUCUGAUGAGCCAGGAGGAUUACAGUCCUUCAGAUCGUGCUUCAACAAGCGAUGGAGAAUUUCAAUCAUACAGAUCAGCCAGUAUCGCAAUGUCCAGCACUGGAACUAGUAGCAGUUAUAUGCGGGAUUCAGAGAUCAGUAUGAUUUCGCAGACUUCUACCCGGGCGACUACACCAGACCUCACUUCGCACAAACCAAGAAACCAACCAUCUAUAUCAAGCAUCUGCAUGAGCGAAAGCCAAUCGACUUUUGCCGAUGAUCCAUAUGACCUCGAGUCAAAAAUGCUUGAGAAGACUUUCGCGCACGAGUUACUACAUAACAAAGAGGGUCAAAUCACAGGUGGUUCAAUUGCGGCAUUGGUAGAACGACUUACUACACACGAUUCAACUCCCGAUUCAAUGUUUGUUUCGACUUUCUACCUUACAUUCAGAUUAUUCGCCUCUCCCAUUGAGCUUGCCAAUGCUCUGGUUGAUCGUUUCGAAUAUGUCGGCGAGACUCCACAUAUCGCAGCGCCUGUGAGGUUGAGAGUCUACAAUGUAUUUAAGGGCUGGUUGGAAUCGCAUUGGAGAAAGGUCUCCGACUAUGCUGCACUGUCCAUCAUCGAAACCUUUGCGAAUGAUAAACUCAAGGCCGCUCUUCCUGCCGCGGGCAAGCGGCUUCAUGAGCUAGCGCAAAAAGUAUCUUCUAUAGAUGGAUCUUUAGUGCCCAGGCUCGUUUCUUCCAUUGGAAAGACUAGCACAUCAGUCGGUCAAUAUGUACCAGCAGAUGUACCGGUUCCUCCUGUCGUGGUAACCAAGAGCCAAGCUGCAGUUUUGAAGAACUGGAAAAUGGGUGGGAGCAAUCCUUCUAUCGUUGAAUUUGAUCCACUUGAAUUAGCCCGUCAGUUGACUAUUAAGGAGAUGAAUAUCUUUUGUUCCAUCAUGCCGGAUGAGCUUCUUGGAGCCACAUGGACUAAGGCCAGAAAAGGUGGUUCUAGCGCAGUGAACGUUAAAGCCAUGUCCACAUUGUCAACAGAUCUUUCUAAUCUCGUUGCGGACACAAUCUUGCAAUAUGAUGAUGUCAAGAAAAGAGGAGUCAUCAUUAGGCACUGGAUCAAGAUUGCGCACGAAUGCUUCAGGCUCAACAAUUAUGACUCGUUAAUGGCAAUCAUCUGUUCACUCAAUUCAUCUACUAUUGUCAGAUUAAAGAAGACUUGGGACUUGGUUCCUCAAAAGCGAAAGGAUAUGCUCAAGGCUUUACAAGCAAUUGUUGAGCCAGAGAAGAAUUACGCAGUUCUUCGACGCAGGCUUCAUGAUCACGUACCCCCAUGCCUUCCAUUCGUAGGUACCUACCUCACAGAUUUGACAUUUGUUGAUGCUGGUAACCCAGCCACAAAGCAAUUAGCUGAUGGUACAUCGGUAAUCAACUUUGACAAGCAUACCCGUACAGCCAAAAUAAUUGGCGAGCUACAGCGUUUCCAAAUUCCUUACCGUCUGGCAGAAGUUCCAGAACUUCAAGAGUGGCUUCAAGCUCAAAUUGUCCGCGUCAAAUCCGCCUCGGAUCAUGAAAAUGUUCAGCAAUACUACCGAAAGUCGUUACUUUUGGAGCCACGCGAUGUCUUGGUUACCAAGCCCAGUCCUGUGGACUCGGCAGUUUCCUUCACCUCUUCACAGGGAAAGGACAAAUUUGAUAUCUUUGGAUGGACUCACUCAUCAAAGGAUAAAACACAAACACCUAUCUAAGCAACUUUUGCCCUUUCUCUCACCUGUCAUCAAUUGCACUUACUCCGGAAUCGGAACACAUUACAUGCACAUCAUGACAUUCACUUGAUUUGAUACCCCCCUCCCACUUUGAAUAGCGUUUUAGCGAAUGAUCUUUUUACUCUCGGAGUUUACACACGGCGUUCUCGACAGCUCGCUCAUAGAAGCGCGACAGCUUCCAUUUUAUUUGUUUUACAUCACACUUUUACAUACUUGAAUACCAUCACAUUUGGGUAUCAAGAUUCCGCCCUGGGAGGGAUAAAAAAGCUUUUUUUAUACUCAUAAUUGUAUACUGGUCGAUCACGAAUUGUACAUCAUAUCUUUCCAAUUCUUUUAUUUUCUUUUCUAUCUUGUAUUGUUCUUAUUAGCGCAUCCCAGAUGGGUGCGCGGUGAAGGUUAUCAUGGUCUGUCUGGUAUGGUCGGGGAAGAUGUUGAGAUGGGUGGAGUUUGGGGAAAUUCAAACAGAGAACAUGCAUUUCGGUAUGGAAUCUCUCGAGAGAUUCAUUAAGAGAUAUCAAUAGGGAAGUGACCCCUGGUUAUUUGCAGCAUUAGCAAAGGCAAUUGAUAUACGGAUGAGCUCGCGCUCGGGUUCUAGUUAAUUUAUACGUUGGUAUUGGUAUUUUGACCAGUCGGAUGUAUGGAAUGGGAUGGGAGAAAUUAUAUAUUGUUUGUGUGGGUAAGAUCGGAGGACGGUGGGAAUGGAAUGGAAUGGAAUGGACAGGUUGGAAUGGAUUUUAGAUGAGGCUCAUGGAUAUGAUUAGAUGAGGUUGAUGGGAUGAAAUAGGGAAGAUGGACAAUAGUUAGAUACCAAUACCAGGCAGAAAGGAAAGGC
This is a messenger RNA of Sclerotinia trifoliorum, 5420 nucleotides long. The record is from the annotation of a GenBank genome assembly. NCBI's taxonomy places the organism in Eukaryota, Fungi, Ascomycota, Leotiomycetes, Helotiales, Sclerotiniaceae.